GAGGGUGGGAACGGGCAGACGAUGUACAGAGAGGGUGGGAACGGGCAGACGAUGUACAGAGAGGGUGGGAACGGGCAGACGAUGUACAGAGAGGGUGGGAACGGGCAGACGAUGUACAGAGAGGGUGGGAACGGGCAGACGAUGUACAGAGAGGGUGGGAACGGGCAGACGAUGUACAGAGAGGUGGUGGAUUGGAUGGAGAGGAAUUAGGGUAAGCGGUACAGGUGCAGAGCGCUAUAUCUCCAUGUGCAACAAUGAAUUAUUUUUCACUGACAGACCAAUCAGAUGUCUGGGAUCAUAGGCACCAUAACUGCUUAAAAGAGACCAAGUGGUUAUGAUUUUAGAUCAAGACUCAGCACUCCAAAUGUUGGGGACUACGUUUCCCGUAAUACGGGCAAAGCAUCAGGGGAGAUGUAGUCCACAACAUCUGGAGAGCCGAGGGUUGCCUACCCCGUGACCUAGAGCAGUCAUAGGCAAUUGUGAUUCUAUCUUGUAUUUUUACAUUUUACUUAGUGUCCUCUUCCUGGUUUAAUAAUUGUAGGAAACACUCAACUUGACCCUUGUAACUUAAUGCAAUCUAGUCACUUUUUUUUUUUUUUUUUUACAGAAAUAUUUUUUCCCCAGCUGAGCUACCGUUUAUUUCCUUCUCUGUUCGUUCUACAUUUUUAAAAUUCUGUAAUCUGUGGUUGCAAACCAACUAAAGAAAAUGGAUGUAUAUAUUUGUGACAAUCUGUUUCCAUCAAGUGUGAGAUUAUUUAUCAGCUGUGUUUUGAUAAAGCCAUAUUCUCUAUUAAAGGGACACUACAGUCACCUGAACAACUAUAGCUUAAUGUAGUUGUUCUGCUGAGUAUUGCUAUUCCCUGCAGACAUUUUUAGGAACACCUCUGCAUGGAGACUGUAGCGGAGGCCUGGUAUUUCACAGGUUAAGAUCCCAUUGAGGCUCAGGAACAAGUGAUGAAAAAUCCCAUAAAGUAAUAAUUCCAGCAAGCAAGGUAAUCCACGAAUAUCCCCAUACAGAUCCCAAUGACUGGACGACACACAGCAUCAGGAGCAAAACUAACUUUUAAUCCACACAACCUCCUUUUAAGCAUUUCUCCCAUGCAAGGGAGGGAUUCUCAUUCAUUAGUACAGUACCCAAUGGAAUAUCAGUUACCUCCCACACACUCCUCCCCUUAGUAUGACACCUAAUCUCAUUAUACAUGUUAUAGUUUUCCUUAAGACCUGGAUGUACCCCAAGAUUAGCAGGUACACCAAUACCCUGGUAGCCCUGAUCUGGGUGACCAACAUAUCCAAAAUUCACCCAGAUCAGACCAGGGGUUCGGGAGUUAGGUGGAGGGUGCAAUUUGACCAACCGCACACGAGGUGGUAUCCGAAAAGGGUUCCAUGCGUUUUGGCCCUGCGGUCGGUCUCCGUUCGGGAGGUAAAAGACACAUAAAAACCUGCCAUCCACUAAUACAGUUAGGUUUGCAUGACUUCCCUCAUUCGGAACUAUAAACUCACCGAACGGGGGGCUGAUUCGUCUUCCCGUUCGUGAGUUAUGGAGCUCUGGAGGUACCAUUCGCUACAGAGACGUUUUGAUUUAAUGCAUCUCUAUGAGGAUAUGCUGAUUGGUGCACCCCACAUUUUGCUGCGCAUGUGUGAUUGCUUUUCAAUGGUAAAGCAUAGGAUUGACUGAGAUCGUAAAUUCUGUCAGACCCACACAAUGCUGAAAUAAAGGUACGUUUUAUACUUAUUUGAGGGGAGGACUAAAUAUUGAUUUUAACACUAUAGGGUCAGGAAUACACAUUUGUAUUCCUGACAAUAUAGUCCUUCCUUCAAAAGAAAACUUUUAAUUAUUACUCAUUUUCAGUUAUUUUAAUGAGCCGGUAUAUUGUACAGGUUGAUUAAAAGAUGUCCCAAGUGAUUUCUGUACUUUAAGGGAAUUUAUUAAAUAAACCGUGAACAAUUCCGAUUUAAAUCGCCAAAAUCAAGGAGCCGUCAAUGAGAUGUGCCUGCUGGUUUCUAUGGUGAUUGUCCCACUUUUAGUAGCUCAGACCACUUCUAACAACAGAAAACGUUAAUAUCUCUCCCUCCCCCAGUCAUAAAGAGGAACUAUGUGUUUUUUUUGUGUGACAGUUCCUAUGUCCUUCACAUGUCCGCAGUAAACACUAUAGAAGAGCUGUUUCAGGUUUGAUGCGCAGCUGAUAUAGUUUUAAAACACACUAGUUUCCAUUAUACUUCAAGGCAAUCAGCAGACUGUCCCAUUGAGGCACUCUACUCUUAAAAUGUGUGCAUGACAUAAUGUGUUUACAUAUGAUGUCAGGCAACAACUAAUUAGCUUUUGUUGGCUAUUAGAAUUCAUAGUCACGUGAAAUAUUUUCUGAGAUGGGGCAUUACUAAUCACUGCAUCUCACUUUGUGACUGAGUCUUUUCUCAGUUUCUGUAUUUUUUAGAUUGAGGAACAUUUUUUUCACUAGAACCUAACUUUUUUUUCCGUUAAAUGGACACUAUAGUCACCAGAACUACUACAGCUUAAUGUAUUGUAUUGUCAGACCCUGCAGGACUUUUAAUGUAAACACUGCCUUUUCAAACAAAAGGCAGUGUUUACAUUACAGCCUAGGGGCGCCUCAAGUGGCCACUCAGAUGGCUACUAGAGAUGCUUCCUGGGGAAGUGCUGCACACUGUGCAACACUGACAUUCAGUGUCUCCACCUCUGCGUGAAGACACUGGACUUCCUCAUAGAGAUGCAUUGAUUCAAUGCAUCUCUAUAAGGGGAUGCUGACAGGCCAGGCUGACAUUUGGCUCCCGUCCUCCCCCCUCCACAACUCGCUUCCUUGCCUGAGAUCAUCAGAAUUUACCAUCUCAGCCAGUCCAAUGCUUUCCUAUGUAAAGGCAGUGUUUACAGCAAAAGGCCUGCAGGGACUGACUAUACUAACCAGAAAAACUACAUUAAGCUGUAGUUGUUCUGGUGACUAGAGUGUCGCUUGAAAUUAACAAUUGUUAUUACAGACAGGGUUAUUCAGUAAAGUGCGAAUUCAAAGUAUAUGCUUUUAUGUUUAAAGUUCACUUUGAAUUUCGACCGUUUGUAAAGGGUUUGAAAAUUUGUGAUAAAAUUCCAAGAUACUUGAAAAUGUCCCAUUUUUAAAGUAUUAGUUACAACUAAACUUUCUAUAACUGCUAGAUGAAAACUACAUUACAUAACAUUGACCAGUUAAUAAUAUUGGUAUGAAUGGAAAUUUCUUGGCACUUUUAUAUUAACUCAUUCCUGUAUUUAACAAAUAUGUAUUUUGAGGUGUGCAAAAUUAAUUUAAGUCCACAUCUCUUUUUCUGUCAGCAAAGCUGACUGUUCUACUUAUCAUUUUUUCACCUCUGCUAUAAAUUUGGAAGCUGAUUCUUGAAUGGACUUUUCUGAAAACUUUUUAUUAAAUCAUUUUUAGAACAAUUUAAUAAUUAUGAACAGAUUGGAAACAAAAAACUAAGACAGCUUUUGGUUUGUUUUUUGUUUUUUUUUAAAUCACAUUUAAUCUUCUCCAAUGUUUUUAUUUGCUGUGCGCGCCCUGGCUUAUCCUUGUCUGAAUUGAAUGAUGAUGUAAUUUGCUAAAGCUGUAAUUUACAUUUUACAAGAAAACAGAGCAUCUCAUGAAAAAGUGUAAAAGAAGUUAUAGUGAUUUUUUACAGUUUUAUUAAAUGUUGCAAAUUCCAAAGAAGUGACACUUCCUUUUUAAAAUAAUUUACAGAAAGGCUAUUUUGUGUUUGUGUAAGAAUCUAAACUAAACUUACCCUCCUAUUAUAAUGCAUUUGGUAUUGAUCCUAAAUUAUUUUUCUUCCUAGGGUCAGAUCACUUACUUCACCAGAGUGGGACAAAUAUCCUGAUUUUGAUGGUGACUUGUUGCUAUAUCAGUAUUUUGUUGGGUUUGGCAGCAUUCCUGCUCGAUUUUGUGGAGACCAGAAACAAGAGAGUCCUGGGAACAAACAUUACACCCAUCCUUCAUUUUACUACAGGUAACCCUCUGUGAAAUGCUGUGUAUUACAAUUACCACUCAUUUAUUGAGGGACUGACAUUACCACAGGUAACCUUCGUGAGAGUGUUCUGCAUUGUACUGCUAGUAAGAUUAUAUAAGAUGAGUGCGUGUUACCAUGUGCGACUCUCUGAGCAGAACACAUUUUGACACAACUAACGCAACUGAAUGCGCUGCCUUUAACCAAUAGUAAGGCUUUCUGUGUGUGUUUCAGCUGUACUAGUCAUGGGGACUGGCUCCUUUAAUCACAUUCAGUGCUAGUAACAGGACCACUAAACAUUAACCCUUACACUGCACGAACACCAUUAUACUCUACCUUAACACGGAUAGUGAUACUCAAACCUAAAAAAUAUCAUCUAAUAUAAGAGGUACAUAAUUGUGUAGCCUGUACUGGGGAAAAUGCCAACUCAAGGUUUUGGAAACAUUUAGAAAUCUUUAGACCUUUAGUCUCAUUGCUUAUUAUGAUGUCUCCAGAACCUCUUAAUUUAAUAAUUUUUUAUAUAAAAUAUGAUUUUAAGCAGAGGCUGAUGUCAUACCAUGAAUUAAAAAUAUGAAUGCAUAGUGAUCUGACACUUUACAAUCUAAAGCCCCUGAUUGCUCAGCAACACGUACAUUAUAUUAUUAUGUUAUAUAUAUAUAUAUAUAUAUAUGUAUCUGGAUAUUGUAUCUAAGCUUGUUGGACAUCCCAUUUGAAAACCAUGGGUAUUAAGAAGAAGCAAUACCCCAUAACUCACCAUUUGAAACUAUAACAGCCACUCUGGAAGCAUUAAUGCAAUAUCUUAGAUUGUGAGGUCGGGUGCUCAUGUUGAUGUCAGAUCCCAGCAUUCUAAUUCAUCCAAGAGGUGUUCCAUGGGGCUGAGGUCAUCCACACCAAACCCACCAUGUCUUUAUGUACCCCACUUUGAGCACAUAGAUGGGUCAUGCUGGAACAGGCUCUCCCAAAGCUGUUGUCACAAAGUGGGAAGCAUUAAGUUGUCUUUUUGUAUCUUGUAGCAUAAAGAUAACUGGAACCAAUGGGCCCGGCCCAACCAUGAUCAAACAGGUCCAGACUAUUAUCCUUCCUCUACCAAACUUUAUAGUGGGCAUUAUGUAUUCCAUUAGGUAGUAUUUUCUUGGCAUCCACCACACCCAAAAUCUUUCAUUAGACUUACAGAUAGUGAAGCAUGGUACAUCACUCCAGAGAACACGUUUCCCCUUCUCCAAAGUCCAUCAUGCUUUACUCCACUCGUGCCAAGGCUUGGCAUUGUGCAUGUUGAUGUGAGGCUUGUAUACAGCUUGUCGGCCUUGGAAACCCAUUUAAUGUAGCUCCCAAUGCACAGUCCUUGUGCUGAUGUUGUAUCCAGUUUGUAACUCUCUAGUGAGUGAUGCAGCAGAUGCUUCAGCACUCGGCGCCCCCUCUCUAGGAGUAUGUGUGGCUCGGCUGUUGUUGCUCCUAGGUUCUCCACCUAACAAAAAUAGCACUUACAGUUGACCAGUGCAGAUCUACUAGGGAAGAAAUUUCAUAAACUGACUUGUGCCAAAAGUGGUAUCCUGUGACAGUGCAACAUUCAGCCAUGGAGCUCAUUUGUAUGACCCAGGAGUGUAACUCUCAGUAGUCUAGAGAAGGUCUGAAGAUAAUGUUCCAGUUAGGGUGCACGGACCAGGCUCUACCCACAGCCCAAAUGAUUACCAUAAAAAUUCCCAGCAGAGACCUUUGUCUUGUGAUCCUUUAUUUUAAGGGGCCAAACAAAAAGGUGGAGUUUCAGCCCACCUGGCUUUUGUUAAACAUCGGAGAGAAUCAGGAAGCCCUCCUGGCUUUUUAUGAAUCUGGACAAGUCACCCCAAAAAGUAUUAAAGCAAGUGUGAUUAGUAGUGAGCCAGGGACUGCAUGUGUAUUUAAGUGGGAUCCUCAGUCUGUGCCACACAGACAUGGAUGGCACAACCCUUACAGUUCAAUAAAUAGGGAAAAAAUUGUCUAAUCCUUUAAUGCUAUGCAGAUAACUGUCAUUACAAGAUACCUAUGUGGUAAUUGUUUAGUACUCUGUCCACUAGAUGGGGCUAUCAAAUCUCGUAAAGUUUUAUUUAUAAUGUGGAUUCAAUGUAACUUCGCUUUGUAUAUUUAAAGCCAACCUGUCAUCUAGUUUGUUUGUUGUUUGUUUUUGUAAAAGUUUUUAUAGUAUUUUCAUACAAUAAGUAAUAGAAACAGUGGUGAUUGUUGAAUUAAAAUUGUCAUAUAUAUGAAGAAAGUCGUGUGUGUGUGUGUGUGUGUGUGUGUGUGUGUGUGUGUUUUUAAAAGACUUUCUUUAGACUUGAGAAAGGGAGGUUCUCCCGAAAGCUUGUCAUUAUAAACAAAAUUCUAUUAAUCCAAUAAAAGAAGGAAUUUUAUCUGUUUUUAACAUCUACAUCACUGGACUAAUACGAUCUCUCUCUCUCUCUCAUAAUGUAAUAUUUAUUUUUUUAAAACACCAAAAUAAUGGGGGUUUAGUUACCGUAUAUAAUCAUACAGUGCAUAAGCUCUCUCUCUCUCUUUUUAUAUAUAAAUAUAUAUAUAUAUAUAUAUAUAUAUAUAUAAUCUUUUGCAUAAUGUAAUAUUUAUUUUUUUAAAACACCUCACUUAGGCAAAAUAAUGGGGGUUUAGUUACCUUAUAUAAUCAUACAGUGCAUAAGCCUGCCAUAACAUCAAUGUACCCCAUUCUUGGCAGGUCCUAACCUUGCAACCUAAUGCCUGCUCUUACUAGGUUAAUCCACUUACUGGGGAAAUAGUUUUCCUGGGGUUCUCAGCAGUGCAGGGUUAAAUAGGGCCCUAGAAUGAGGUACAUGUGACAGGGAGUAGUGUAAAACAGGGGUUCCGAUCUAGGAAUACAAUGUAUAUUUAUAUAUGAAAACAAGAGGGCAGCAAUCACCCGAGCAUGCAUACAUUAUAGAUGUGAUGCUGGGGCCAAUUCUAUACAACAAACAAAAGAGCCAGAGAUUGUGACAGACUAGCACCAUACCUUCUGGCAUUACACUGUGCAGGGUAGACGAAAUGCCAUGACUAAGCACCAGAACCAAGGUCUGAAAGAUGAAAACAUUUUGCUUAUCCUUAAAGGGACACUCCUAAAUUCCAAACCAACUUCAUCUAAAUGAAGCAGUUGUGGUGUAUAGAUCAUGCCCCUGCAGUCUCAUUGCUCAAUUCUCUGCAGUUUAGGAGUUAAAUCACUGUUUAUACAGCCCUAAUCACAUCUCCCUGCAUGUGACUUAUGCCACUACCCAUAAUUUUAUUUUGCUACUUUUAUUGUACAGUCUGCUUACAAAAAAUAAAAUAAAAAAUCUCCUGCUCUGUUAAUAGCCUGCUAGAGCCUAAAAUAGCUUCUUCUUAAAGUGUAAUUAACAGAUCAGGAGAUAAAAACUUCCAAAGUAAACACUCUAUGAUGUUUUUCAUGGAGACUGUGUGAGUAACAGCCGGGGGAGCUGUUUUGGUGUUUAAGUACACAAGGCAGGUGGAUAACACAGGUUAUAUAACCUAUCUCACAUGUGAAGCAGAUACAACAGUCAGCACUGCAGGCAUUAACCCCUUGGUUAUUAAUUUAUCAUGAAACAUUCAAUUGCACACUUACUCUUCUGCAUUUCUUCUUUGUUGAUGUUAGUGCUCCAAUCCUCAAUAAUGCUAAUGUCUACUUGGAGAAAUGUGGUACACUUAAAGCUUUCCUUCACAUAUACUCCAUGAGUACAGCAUUUCAGGAGUUAAGUUAAUUUACACAUGGUGCCUGACAUAGUAUGUAAAUUUCAUAAAUUAUAAUGAAUGUUUUAAAAUAACAUUUUAGGUGUCCUAUUACUUACAUGCAGCUUCUUAUCAAGUAUUUGUUUUUAUAUUUAUUUUCAAUCAUUUUAAAUUAAGUAUUUUCAACUGCAUUGUUCAUCCCAACACAAUGAAUGUGUGAGUUCAUGAAUAAAAGUGGUUGAACAAAAUGUAAUUUUAUUUAUUUUUAUUCCUAACGUUUGCAGCCUUGUCAACAGCUGGAGCUGUGAGCCUGUCUUCUUACCUCUUCACAUUAAUCCUCCGAGAACUGCGACUACUGAAAACUAAAGAAAAUUUUGUCUAUUUUGGUGAUAGUUAUAUCUUUGCCAUUUGCUCUGGUUUGAUAUCACUCAUCGCUGCUGCUGUAAGCUUAUAUUGCGCCCGGAGGUAUAGACGGAGAGCAUACAUACUAAUCACCAAUGUAGAAACAGAAGAUGCCUCCAAUCCUCUUUUACAAGGGGAGAAUACCUAAUCGGACAUCUGUGUGUUAAAUAUAUUAAUGGGCUGCUGAACAAAGGACCAAACGUUGGUGUUUUUUUUGUUUUGUUUUUUUAAACUGCAAUUGGUUAAAGGGUUUAGUGAUUUGAAGCCAUUGUAUCUGCAAUCUGUUUCACGAUGAAACACUGCACGUACAGACUUUAACCCCUUUGCUGCAGGAGGUCUAACUCUACCUCCGGCACCAUCAUUGGGGCAUUAUUAGUCCGCUUAGAACCAGAAUGUCAAGCUGGCUAAUGUAAAAUCUGUACAUAUCUCUUUGCACUGAAUUAUCAUUUAUUGCCUGAGAGCAAUCAGAUAGUGCUCUCAGCCAACAAAUGGUCAAUGGGAUCAGCAUCCGUCUCCUGCAGUUUUGUGGAAGCCAGAUGCACAUUACAGGCCUUAGAGGACCCUAUGUGCCCUCCAGGGUUCCUGGUAAGAGGGCAAACCAUUGAUAGACAUUUUGCCCCAUUACCACGAAACAAGGCCUGGAUACUCUUGGCAUUAUAACUACUGUAGCGGGCUGUAGUGGUUAAUAUGCAUGAUGGUAACCCCUUGAAAUUGUUCAAUUAUUAAUAACCUUGGGGUUUAUAUUUUAGAGGGUACCUCUUCAGUAUUACACCUUUCUUUUUGUUGGUUUUACCACUUUGGUACAAUUACAAUACCACUAGCCUUACUUAUCAGAGCUUGACAAACA
Molecule: messenger RNA, 8926 nt
Organism: Pelobates cultripes (western spadefoot toad)
Lineage: Eukaryota; Metazoa; Chordata; Amphibia; Anura; Pelobatidae
Source: the annotation of a GenBank genome assembly